Messenger RNA from Adineta ricciae, 957 nucleotides. The record is from the annotation of a GenBank genome assembly. Lineage: Eukaryota; Metazoa; Rotifera; Eurotatoria; Adinetida; Adinetidae.
AUGUCAUUUGCACUGCUCAAUAUCAGUACAGUUUGGGUCCCGGCUGGUGACUCUGAAUUCAGUCGUCACAUUAAAUUCUUUAUUUUACUAUUCACUUUGAUGUUAUCGGUUCCAUGUAGUUUCUUUCUACUUUACCAUAUUCUUCAUAACCGCAACGAUCGACAAGCAUUGCACAAUCAUGUCAUGAUUGCCAUCAUUCUUAAUGGUCUCGCCAUUGUUCUAAUUGAUUGUCCAAUUAUUCUUAAUUAUCUUUACACGGGUACGUCACUGACAACUAUAGCCGGUUGCUACUUUUGGAAUUUUGUCGAUAUCUGGUUGUAUGGUUUAAUUUCUUUGCUAUUGCUUUGGGCAUCAAUUGAAAGACAUAUUCUAAUCUUUCAUGAUCGACUGAUCAACUCCAGAGCGCGACGAAUGUCAAUGCAUUACAUUCCACUGUUUAGUGUUUGUAUUUAUAUGACCGUAUUCUAUGUGGUUGUCAUAUUUUAUCCGUUAUGCGAGAACCAAUUUGACUCCAGUCGAGUCGUUUGUGGAGGAUUAUGUUAUAUAACAGAUGUGGUAUGGCUUAGUUUCUAUGAUCAACUGAUGCACAGUACCAUUCCUGCUCUGCUCAUCAGCGUUCUUAACAUCGUCUUAUUGAUUCGAGUAUUUCGGCAAAAACGAGUUCGUAUGAGACAGAGUGUACAACGACAAAACUACUAUCGAAUGUUCUUACAAUUAUUUCCUGCAUCUAUCUUAUAUAUCAUUGGCAUUGUUCCAUUCGGAUUACUCAAUUGCAUUCACAUGUUUGGUGCGUGGACUGAUGCUGGCGUGUAUGUGCAAGUACAACUCUUCUAUUCAUUCUAUUUUAUGGCUGCUCUUCUGCCAUUUGUUUGUUUGUUGGGAAUGCCAAAUCUUUAUUCGAAAUUCUCUUGGAAACGACAAGUACAUAUUGCCCCAACUAUACUAAGACAUGGGUGA